AUGGCGGAGAAAGUGAUAGGGGAGCGAGCGGUGGCAGUGAGCGGAGUGGCAGUAAGAUAAGUCUCAAUCAUUCGAUCUAAAAUUGAAGGAGAAAUAGAAACAAAAAAAAAUACAAAAGGAUCAGGUCUUGUAAUGAUUAAAUGGGUGGGUUAUCUAUUUCUCUCUAUCUGAUUUUUUUUGGUGUGGGUUAAAAUUCUGCUGAGCUUUUUUUCCAGAAUAUUCCACUCUCUCCCCCCCUUUUUUUUGCUCUGGUGCCGGUGAAUGUGAGAAGCAGGAAUAGCUCGGAGGUCGGAGGACAUGGCGAGCGACAAGCCGGCGCUGCCGGUAAACAUGCAGCCUCCGGCUCCGGCUCCGGCUGGGGCAGGAGAAACCGCCCUAUUAGGUUCGGGAGGGGGAGUCGGAGCCCGGGGUCUGGAGCUCGGCACCAAACCGCAGCCAUCGCCGGCAGCAGCAGCAGAGAUGGUGGGUUCGAUGGUGUCCAUCUCUGGCAUUAACCCCUCGGUGCCCAUCAGGAAUAUUAAGAUGAAAUUCGCCGUUGUCAUCGGCCUCAUCCAAGUUGGAGAGGUCAGCAACAGGGAUAUCGUGGAGACUGUGCUGAACCUGCUGGUUGGUGGAGAAUUUGAUUUGGAAAUUAACUUCAUCAUUCAAGAUGCAGAGAGCAUAGCAUGCAUGAUAGAACUUCUGGAACACUGUGAUGUCACCUGCCAGGCUGAGAUUUGGAGUAUGUUCACAGCCAUUCUGCGCAAGAGUGUACGUAACCUUCAAGCAAGUACAGAGGUUGGCCUCAUUGAACAAGUGCUAUUAAAGAUGAGCAAAGUGGAUGACAUGAUAGCAGAUCUGCUGGUUGAUAUGUUGGGUGUUCUAGCAAGCUAUAGCAUUACUGUCAAGGAACUCAAGCUGCUUUUCAGCAUGUUGCGUGGAGAAAAUGGAUUCUGGCCAAGACAUGCAAUUAAAUUGCUGUCAAUUCUGAAUCAGAUGCCACAAAGACAAGGCCCAGAUACCUUCUUCAACUUUCCUGGACGGAGUGCAGCAGCCAUCGCUUUGCCUCCUAUUGCUAAGUGGCCUUACCAGAAUGGUUUUACUUUAAAUACUUGGUUUCGCAUGGAUCCGCUAAAUAAUAUAAAUGUGGACAAAGACAAGCCAUAUCUCUACUGCUUUCGAACGAGCAAAGGAGUUGGCUAUUCAGCACAUUUUGUUGGAAACUGUUUGAUUGUAACAUCAUUGAAAUCAAAAGGAAAAGGUUUUCAGCAUUGUGUGAAAUAUGAUUUUCAACCGAGAAAGUGGUACAUGAUCAGCAUUGUGCAUAUCUACAAUCGCUGGAGAAAUAGUGAGAUUCGUUGCUAUGUCAAUGGUCAACUGGUUUCUUAUGGAGAUAUGGCUUGGCAUGUCAACACUAAUGAUAGUUUUGACAAAUGCUUCCUGGGCUCAUCAGAAACCGCAGAUGCAAAUAGAGUAUUCUGUGGCCAACUUGGAGCAGUAUAUGUGUUUACUGAAGCACUUAACCCAGCACAAAUAUUUGCAAUACAUCAGUUAGGACCUGGAUACAAGAGCACCUUUAAAUUCAAAUCGGAGAGUGACAUCCACCUUGCGGAACAUCAUAAGCAAGUAUUGUAUGAUGGGAAGUUGGCUAGUAGUAUUGCCUUCACAUACAAUGCCAAAGCUACUGAUGCACAGCUUUGCCUUGAGUCAUCACCGAAGGAAAACCCCUCAAUUUUUGUACACUCUCCACAUGCGCUCAUGCUGCAGGAUGUAAAAGCUAUUGUGACACACUCGAUUCACAGUGCAAUCCAUUCUGUUGGCGGCAUUCAGGUUCUUUUCCCACUUUUUGCACAGUUGGACUGCCAUCAGCAAAAUGACAGUCAGCUGGAGACCACAGUCUGUGCAACCCUUCUGGCCUUUCUGGUUGAACUACUGAAGAGCUCAGUGGCCAUGCAAGAACAAAUGUUGGGUGGAAAAGGAUUCUUGGUAAUUGGCUACCUCUUAGAAAAGUCAUCCAGAGUUCACAUAACACGAGCUGUCCUUGAACAAUUUUUGUCCUUUGCUAAAUAUCUGGAUGGUUUGACGCAUGGAGCACCUUUAUUAAAACAGCUGUGUGAUCACAUCCUGUUUAAUCCUGCCAUCUGGAUUCAUACUCCUGCAAAGGUGCAGCUUUCACUUUAUACGUAUUUAUCUGCUGAAUUCAUUGGCACUGCUACUAUCUACAGCACUAUACGUAGAGUGGGUACUGUGCUGCAACUAAUGCAUACGCUCAAGUAUUACUACUGGGUAAUUAAUCCAUCUGAUUGCAGUGGCAUAUCUUCGAAAGGGCAAGAUGGCCCUCGUCCAUCUCAGAAAGAAAUAAUUUCAUUGCGGGCUUUUAUGCUGCUAUUUUUGAAGCAACUAAUUUUGAAGGAUCGUGGUGUGAAGGAAGAUGAACUUCAAAGUAUUCUUAACUACCUGUUAACCAUGCAUGAGGAUGAAAACAUUCAUGAUGUGCUGCAACUGUUGGUUGCACUGAUGUCAGAGCAUCCUGCAUCCAUGAUACCUGCUUUUGAUCAACGAAAUGGAAUACGGGUUAUUUAUAAGUUACUGGCUUCAAAAAGUGAAAGUAUCCGAGUCCAAGCACUAAAAGUUCUGGGAUACUUCCUUAAACAUCUUGGUCACAAAAGGAAGGUAGAGAUCAUGCACACGCACAGUCUGUUCACUUUGCUUGGAGAAAGGCUAAUGCUGCAUACCAAUACUCUUACUAUAACAACGUACAACACGCUUUAUGAGAUUUUGACUGAACAAGUGUGCACACAGGUUGUUCAUAAGCCUCAUCCAGAACCUGACUCAACAGUAAAAAUUCAAAAUCCAAUGAUUCUCAAGGUAGUUGCCACUUUGUUGAAAAAUUCGACACCAAGCAAUGAGCUGAUGGAAGUUAGACGACUAUUUUUGUCGGAUAUGAUAAAAUUAUUCAGUAACAGUCGGGAAAACAGAAGGUGUCUCUUGCAGUGUUCAGUUUGGCAAGACUGGAUGUUCUCCCUUGGGUAUAUAAAUCCAAAAUGCUCAGAUGAACAGAAAAUCACAGAGAUGGUUUACAACAUUUUCCGUAUUCUCUUGUAUCAUGCAAUUAAGUAUGAAUGGGGAGGCUGGCGUGUUUGGGUAGAUACUCUCUCAAUAGCUCAUUCCAAGGUCACCUAUGAAGCUCACAAAGAAUACUUAGCCAAGAUGUAUGAAGAGUAUCAAAGGCAAGAAGAGGAGAACAUCAAAAAAGGAAAAAAGGGUAGUGUCAGCACAAUUUCUGGCCUUUCAGCUCAAGCAGUGGGAUCCAAAGGAGGCAUAGAGAUCAGAGAAAUCGAGGAUGGUUCCCAGACUCAGAGCCCAGAGAGUGAAACUGACUACUCUGUUAACACAGAUUCUAGAAAUCUCCUAGUUGAAGCAAGAGUAUCCAGUAAUGGAACUGGAAGUUCAGACAGAUCAACAACUGGAGUACAUGUGGAGGUUCAUGACCUCUUGGUGGAUAUAAAAGCUGAGAAGGUAGAUGCCACAGAAGUAAAACUUGAUGAUCUAGACCUGUCACCUGAGACACUGGUAGUUGCAGAGAAUUGUAACCUGGUAGAGGUAGAAUCUCUGUUAGACAAUGUUUAUACCUCUGCCGUUGAGAAACUUCAGAACAAUAUUAAUAGCACUUCCAUUCCUCAACAAAGGGAACAAAGAGACAGUGGUCCCUUGAUAUCUCUGGUAGAUGAAAAGGAUGAUGAACCUGUUAAUAGUACCUCAUUUGUCUUUGAUAAAGCAACAAACCAACAGGGAAAACUACUGGCUGAACUGCCUGCUGCUGAAAAUAUUUCCAUUGCAAAUGUGCCAGAGAACCAAAUACAUACAAGUGCUAGUGAUGACCUGGGGCUGUUAGCUCAUAUGACCAGUAACUCAGACAUUACAAGUCCAAAAUCUAUUAUUCAGGAUAAGGAUUUCAAAAUCCCAACCAAUCUGGAAGAAAUGAAUAUCCUGUCUGAAUCGGAGGGAAUUGUUCCAAAAGUAAUGGAAUAUUCGGAAAUGAUUGGCACACCCAUUGACUCAGAACUGUCUUCCAAAAAGACUGUUGGUAAUUUAGAUGCUGCUAGCACAGUAUCUGAUACUGACAGAUCUGAUGAUGGCAAAGAAGCCGGGAAGGAAAUUAAAAAGAUUCAAACCACCACCACAACCCAGGCCGUUCAGGGACGAGGAGGUGGGUUACAAGAAAGAGACCUUCGUGUUGAUCUGGGUUUCCGAGGAAUGCCAAUGACUGAGGAGCAACGACGACAGUUUAGUCCUGGACCACGUACCACCAUGUUCCGCAUCCCUGAAUUUAAGUGGUCCCCCAUGCACCAGCGUUUGCUGACAGAUUUGCUUUUUGCUUUGGAAACGGAUGUACAUGUUUGGCGGAGCCACACUACAAAAUCAGUGAUGGAUUUUGUGAAUAGUAAUGAGAACAUUAUUUUUGUGCACAAUACAAUUCACCUCAUUUCCCAGAUGGUAGACAACAUAAUCAUUGCUUGUGGAGGAAUUUUGCCCUUGUUAUCAGCAGCCACAUCCCCUUCUAGUUCUAAGCCUGAGCUGGAAAACAUUGAGGCGACCCAGGGCAUGUCAACAGAGACAGCAGUAACAUUCUUAAACAGGCUGAUGGCCAUGGUUGAUGUCCUGGUUUUCUCGAGCUCUCUCAAUUUCAGUGAGAUUGAAGCAGAAAAAAACAUGUCAUCUGGAGGCUUAAUGCGGCAGUGCCUGAGACUUGUUUGUUGCGUUGCUGUGAGAAAUUGCCUGGAAUGUCGCCAGAGGCAAAGGGACAGAAUGACAAAGACUUCACUAGCUAGCAAUAAGCCCCAAGAGAAUCUUCAGAGUAUAACAGGAUCCAAUGCAGCCAAGGCUGGUGUUGAAAAUGUCGCUGGUAACCUUUCUCCAAUUAAGGAUCCUGACAGAUUACUGCAGGAUGUGGACAUUAAUCGUUUGCGAGCUGUUGUCUUUCGUGAUGUGGAUGACAGCAAACAAGCUCAGUUUUUGGCUUUGGCUGUUGUAUACUUUAUCUCUGUACUCAUGGUAUCAAAAUACAGAGACAUACUGGAACCACAACGUGAAGUUGCAAGAUCUGGAAGCCAGAUCAGUCGAAAUAUUCGGCAGGAAAUAAAUUCACCAACGAGUACAGAGAAUCCUGUUAGUUUUCCUGAAGGCAACAAAGAAAAAGAAAUUCUAACACCAAUUGAAGAUAUACAAGUUGAAAGCUCUAUUCCACAUACUGAUUCAGGCAUUGGAGAGGAGCAAAUAACUGGCCUCAUGAAUGGCACUGAUUUGGAAACGGGCACUGUGCCAGAUACAAUGAGUGAACUUCUUUCUUCCUUGUCCUCCGAAGUAAAGAAAUCCCAAGAAAGUUUAGCUGAGAGCCCAACUGAAGUACUGAAACCAGCUUCCUCUGUAACGAGUGUCAGCCAAGGAAAAGGCAUGAAUGUGAAGGAGAUUCUGAAAAGCCUUGUUGCAGCGCCUAUGGAACGUGCAGAAUCUGGGGCUGAACUUGUAUCAUACCCUGAUCCUACUGUAAAAAGAGAAGCACAGGCUAUUCUGCCAAUGCAGUUUCACUCCUUUGACAGGAGUGUCGUUGUACCAGUGAAGAAACCUCCUCCAGGCAGUCUGGCUGUCAAUACAGUUGGUGGUGCCGGUACUACGAGUAGUCUUGCCACUGGCAGUGCAAGCAAUGUAAUCUCUCCUGCAGCAGCCACACCAAAAAGUAUGAUAAAUACCACAGGUGCUGCAGAGGCUGCCUCCACUUCCUCCUCCUCCUCCUCUUCCAGUUUUGUGAAUGGCGCUACCAGCAAAAAUCUUCCUGCAGUGCAGACAGUUGCUCCAAUGCCAGAGGAUUCUGCUGAAAACAUGAGCAUCACAGCAAAACUUGAAAGAGCCCUAGAAAAGGUUGCUCCACUGUUACGUGAGAUCUUUGUGGAUUUUGCUCCAUUUCUUUCAAGGACUCUGUUGGGCAGCCACGGCCAAGAAUUGUUGAUCGAAGGCCUGGUGUGUAUGAAGUCUAGUACCUCUGUCGUAGAAUUGGUUAUGUUGCUGUGUUCACAGGAAUGGCAGAAUUCUAUUCAGAAGAAUGCAGGGCUGGCAUUUAUUGAACUCAUCAAUGAAGGAAGAUUGCUAUGUCAUGCCAUGAAGGACCACAUAGUUAGAGUGGCUAAUGAGGCAGAGUUCAUUCUGAACAGACAGAGGGCAGAAGAUGUUCAUAAACAUGCAGAAUUUGAGUCCCAAUGUGCUCAAUAUACAGCAGAUAGAAGAGAAGAAGAGAAGAUGUGUGACCAUCUCAUUAGUGCUGCAAAGCAUCGAGAUCAUGUUACAGCCAAUCAAUUAAAGCAGAAGAUUCUCAACAUCCUUACAAAUAAGCAUGGUGCAUGGGGUACCAUCUCUCAGAGUCAGCAGCAUGAUUUUUGGCGCCUGGACUACUGGGAAGAUGACUUACGUCGUCGCCGCAGGUUCAUACGCAAUGCCUUUGGAUCGAUACAUCCUGAAGUUCUGUUGAAAUCUGCGGAAGACUACGGUACAGAUGAGGAUGUUAUAAAGUCGAAGAAAACUUUCCGGACCCAAGCAGUUGUAAAUCAGAAUGCGGAGACCGAGUUAAUGUUAGAGGGUGAUGACGAUACUGUUAGUCUGUUGCAGGAGAAAGAGAUCGACAAUUUAGCAGGCCCCGUUGUCCUGAGUACUCCAGCUCAGUUAAUCGCACCAGUGGUAGUUGCUAAAGGAACCUUGUCUAUCACUACGACAGAAAUCUAUUUUGAAGUAGAUGAGGAUGACCAAGGAUUUAAAAAAAUCGACCCAAAAGUCCUUGCUUACACUGAAGGUUUACAUGGAAAAUGGAUGUUCAGCGAGAUACGGGCUGUGUUUUCCAGACGUUAUCUCCUCCAGAGCACUGCUUUGGAAGUUUUCAUGGCUAAUAGAACUUCUGUUAUGUUCAAUUUCCCAGACCAAGCUACAGUGAAGAAGGUUGUAUAUAGUUUACCUCGUGUUGGAGUUGGCACUAGUUAUGGUUUGCCACAGGCCAGGAGAAUAUCAUUGGCCAGUCCUCGACAGCUUUUUAAAUCCUCCAACAUGACACAACGUUGGCAACGGCGGGAAAUUUCAAACUUUGAAUACUUGAUGUUCCUUAACACUGUAGCAGGUCGGACAUACAAUGAUUUAAACCAGUACCCUGUGUUUCCUUGGGUUAUUACGAACUACGAGUCUGAGGAGCUGGAUCUGACCCUACCAGGCAACUUCAGGGACCUAUCAAAGCCAAUUGGAUCUUUGAACCCAAAACGUGCCGUCUUCUAUGCUGAACGCUAUGAGACAUGGGAGGAUGAUCAAAUUCCACCUUACCAUUACAACAGCCAUUACUCUACAGCUACUUCCACACUAUCAUGGCUUGUCAGAAUUGAGCCAUUUACCACAUUUUUCCUUAAUGCAAAUGAAGGAAAAUUUGAUUAUCCAGAGCGAACAUUCUCCUCUGUAGCAAAAUCAUGGAGGAACUGUCAGAGAGACACCUCAGAUGUAAAAGAGCUAAUCCCAGAAUUCUACUAUUUACCCGAAAUGUUUGUGAACAGUAAUAACUAUAAUCUUGGCAUCCGAGAAGAUGGAACUGUUGUUUCUGAUGUUGAGCUUCCAAUUUGGGCAAAGAAGCCAGAGGAUUUUGUCCGUAUUAACAGAAUGGGUCUGGAAAGUGAAUUUGUUUCUUGUCAAUUGCAUCAGUGGAUUGACCUUAUUUUUGGAUACAAACAGCGAGGCCCAGAGGCAGUACGUGCUCUCAAUGUUUUCCAUUACCUGACUUAUGAAGGUUCUGUGAAUCUAGACAGUAUCACAGAUUCUGGCAUUAGAGAGAUCCCAGAGUCUUAUUUCGUUAGAGAUCCCUAUACAUUUCUCCUUACAUCAGAUUUUGCAAAGGCCAUGGAAGCGCACAUACAGAACCUUGGACAAAUGCCAUCUCAGUUGCUUAUUGAGCCACAUCCACCUCGAAGCUCUGCCAUGCACCUGUGUUUCCUUCCACAGAGCCCACUCAUGUUUAAGGAUCAGAUGCAGCAAGAUGUUAUAAUGGUGCUAAAAUUUCCAUCCAACUCCCCUGUUACCCAUGUGGCAGCCAACACGCUGCCUCAUCUAAGCACCCCUGCUGUGGUCACUGUGACCUGCAGCAGGCUGUUUGCAGUGAAUAGGUGGCAUAACACUGUAGGUCUUAGGGGAGCUCCAGGAUAUUCCCUGGAACAGGCCCAUCACUUGCCGAUUGAAAUGGAUCCAUUAAUUGCCAAUAAUGCUGGUGUGAACAAGAGGCAGAUCACGGACCUUGUGGAUCAGAGCAUUCAGAUUAACGCACACUGCUUUGUUGUGACAGCAGAUAAUCGGUACAUCCUCGUUUGUGGAUUCUGGGAUAAGAGUUUUCGAGUGUACUCAACAGAAACAGGCAAAUUGACACAAAUCGUGUUUGGGCACUGGGAUGUGGUCACAUGCUUGGCCAGAUCUGAGUCCUAUAUUGGUGGAGACUGUUACAUUGUCUCAGGUUCUCGCGAUGCCACGCUUCUUCUAUGGUACUGGAGUGGCCGACAUCACAUCAUUGGAGACAACCCUAACAAUAGUGAUUACCCUGCUCCGAGAGCUGUCUUGACUGGGCAUGACCAUGAAGUUGUUUCUGUAUCUGUGUGCGCUGAACUAGGACUUGUCAUCAGCGGUGCCAAAGAAGGACCAUGUCUGGUGCAUACAAUUACUGGGGAUCUUCUUAGAGCCCUGGAGGGGCCGGAAAACUGUGUCUACCCACGUCUUAUUUCUGUAUCCAGCGAAGGUCAUUGCAUCAUCUACUAUGAGCGAGGACGAUUCUGUAAUUUUAGCAUCAAUGGCAAACUACUAGGGCAGAUGGAAACCAAUGAUUCAACCAGAGCAUUACUUCUCAGCAGUGAUGGACAAAAUCUGGUAACAGGGGGUGAUAAUGGUGUGGUAGAAGUGUGGCAAGCCUGUGACUUCAAGCAACUAUAUAUUUACCCUGGUUGUGAUGCUGGCAUCAGGGCUAUGGACCUAUCCCAUGAUCAAAGGACACUGAUAACAGGCAUGGCUUCAGGCAGUAUCGUAGCUUUUAACAUAGAUUUCAACCGGUGGCAUUAUGAACAUCAGAACAGAUACUAAACCUAUUUUAGGGAAGGCUGAAGUGUGAUUGCCAGUUCCAGCUGAGAGCACAAGUGCUGCAGUGAACGCCCAGGCAUAAGUGGUGGAACAUAAUGCCCUCUGCAUUGACCUCUGUUAUACAUUCCAUUACAUCUAGCAAUAGUUGUACAUUGUAUUCUUUAUGUGUAAAAGCAAUCACAACUGCUGUUUUCUUUCUUCCUACCACUGAGCACCAGCUACAACAAAGAAAUGCCAUAUUAGCUUAUGAUUCAAUAAUGUAAGCUAAAUGAAUCAAUGUUCAAUAAUUAAUAUUUCCAAGUAAUUUUGAUGAUAAUGUGUCAGGGAAAAGUUUCUGAAGAAUGUGUCCAGUUACUCGUAAUACUUCAAGCUAAGAGAAGAUUUUUUUUAAACUGUAUCCUUUAUUUUCAGUCAGUAUCCAAUCUGUGAUAUAAUACUUUUCAUAAGUAUUACUUUACUAUGAUACCUUUGAUAGAAAAUGAAACAGCCAAAACAUCUGUUUCUUAACCAGUUUGAAAUUCCACCAUGCAGUUCUGUAAAUCUAGUGUUCCUUAAGAUAAUUUUUCCAAAAACAAAACUGAAGGAAUUUGGUACAAAAUAACUGACAUAGCUUUGAAGAUAAAGUUGACUUGGCUAUCUAAUUUUACAGUGUGGCAAUGAGAUCCCCAUUCUGUUUUGUGCUGUCAGUUUACAAACACAGUUUGGUUCCUGUACACUGUAAAAGUUAAUGAGGUGAAUAUUGUGAGAUCUUGGCUCUCCAGCUUAUAAACUGCAUUUUCAGCUUUCAUCGUAGGCACGAGAAUAGGAGUACGUUGCAUUUUUUUUUACUGUAGCAAAAAUCACUGUUAAAGAUAUUUCUGGCAUAUUAUUCUAAUUAAACACAUACACGGGGUUAAUAAAAUCACUUCAUGUUUUCUUCUUUGUAUAUUUGGUGACUGUAUUGUCAAAAGUCAUAGAUGUACAUACUGUGUUGGUAGGGCUAAGAGGCAUGUAAACAGGAAUGUAGUUUUCUUGGAAAUUACACCCACUUGCAGUUGUUUAUUUAAGAAAUAAUUAUUGGAUUCUUUGUAUUGGCACUUUGCACCAGAAACAUAUCAUUAUUUAUUGCUGUGAUUAUUGAUUUGUCAUCCACACUGUAAUAGUAAAUUUUAGCACUAAGUUCUUUACUUGUUGUUUGUAUUUAAACAAUUAAAACCAUGAAGAAAGUCUGACUGCGUAAUUAAGUUGUACAUCACGUGUGAGCAAUAUUAUGAGUUUUUAGUCUAGAAUUGGGAGGGGGGAAUAAGCAUAUGGAAAACAAUUUCAUUUCAUCUGGAAAUCACAGUGAAAUAUUUUGGAUAUACAAAAUCCUUGAGCUAUUGUAACGCUGUUUUAUGGCAAAGAUGUAAAAUAUGCCAGAUGUGUGUCAGUUCAAAAUUAAAAUUGAAAAAAUAAAAUAUGCAAAGAAA
Carcharodon carcharias (great white shark) is the source of this 10565-nucleotide messenger RNA. RefSeq names its product neurobeachin a (gene nbeaa). NCBI's taxonomy places the organism in Eukaryota, Metazoa, Chordata, Chondrichthyes, Lamniformes, Lamnidae. The coding region runs from base 298 to 9120 and encodes 2940 amino acids. The transcript has 58 exons. Gene Ontology annotation, biological process: intracellular protein localization. Gene Ontology annotation, cellular component: membrane; cytosol. The record is from RefSeq and is a predicted model, not a curated record. Gene Ontology annotation, molecular function: protein kinase binding.